CCGCCAAACGUUUGGAGCCUCUCCUCUCUUCCGCUCGUGCUUGAUUUAAUCCUGAGAUGAUUAGCAGAGAAUUCUGAAUUUCCAAAUUUGAAAAUAGUAAGGAGACGUAGAAGAUAGAAAACGGCUGAUCAGUGCUUUCGCAAAGAACAAGAAUCAAUCAAGCGCGUCAUGGCAGCUACCAACGCCGUAACCAUGGCAACCUCAGGUAAAUCUUUCGGGACUGACCUCACGAGCCUGUUUGGGAGCAAAGAAUUAGCCAUAGCAGGUAAAGCUUUGAUCCUGGUGGCCGUCGCGUUGCUCAUCUACGACGUGCUGGUGUUCCUGCUGGCGCCCACAUCCAGCAGGAAAAAGUUGUUACUCACGCCAUGGCUGACCAAAGUUUUUGCUGACGCUUGGGAGGCACAGAAUUUCCACAGCGGCCCCUACGGCAGGUCCGAAGACGCUGUGGGUUCCGUCCUGCGCUCCCUGGCCGACACAGCCGCCAAGUACGAGAGCCGCUGGGAGAAAAGCCGCCUUCCGUAACUCUGCCAGACGGGAGGCAGCAAACACGUUUUGGAAUUCGUUUGGAGAGAGAGGUUUAAUUGCAGGUAAAGAAGGGGGAUAGACACAUUUAAGUCAUCUUCAGUAUUGCUGGCUAGAACGUAAUCUGCUCGUAAAAUAUGUCUGUAAAAACACAUGCACAUACAUAAACACACUCGCAAACAUAUGUUUACACAUAUAUAAUGUAUAGGCACACACACACACAUAUAUGUACACACACACAUAUACAUAUUUUGUAUGUAUAUGCAUACACUCGUCUAUGCAUAUAUACAUAUAUCCAAACAUAUACAUUGUAUACACAGUAUAUAUAUACUUUAGUAUAUACAUAUGUGUUUGUAUGUGCUUGUGUACAUAAACGUUAAGCAGCUGUGAGAUAAACAUCUGCAGAAACCAAAUGACGCUUGCAGUAAAAAAUAAAUAAAAAUAAUAAAUAAAAACAGCCCUAUGAAUGAAAUGUGUGUUUCCUCUUGUAUUGAAAGUAGGUAUGUGAUAUUUUGUAUAUAUGAUAUUUAAAGCCACCGAUUGUAUUACUAAGAUAUAUGUAAUUAAUUAUUUAUUCAAAUA
Molecule: messenger RNA, 1104 nt
Organism: Penaeus vannamei (Pacific white shrimp)
Lineage: Eukaryota; Metazoa; Arthropoda; Malacostraca; Decapoda; Penaeidae
Source: RefSeq, a predicted model, not a curated record